AUAUAUUAAAGCACUUAAAAUUGAUCAUCUAUGCAAUCCGCAAUCAAAGAAAAAGUGAAUUUCUAAGAGUAUGUUGAAUGGGCAUUUAAAGAAAACACAAACACAAUGAAAAAUUAGGAAGAGAAAGAUAUAUAAUUCCAUAGUUAUCAUGAGAUAGAUGGAGAAGAAAUGGGUCAAGUCUUAUGGUUGUUUAGAAAAUGUGUAUCAAUAAGCAAAAUCUAAAAACUUAAAAAAUUGUUUCUAGACUAUUUGUUUAUAUUGAAUCACAUUAUUAAUUUUCUAUUAACAAUAAUACAUUAUAGCUAACCAACGAAAGAAUAAAUAUCAAGAUUAAUGAAGUCUAUAGGAAUAAUUUAAACUGAAGAAGAAUUACAACUUGUUAAAUUGGAAAAUAAUGAACUUUUAUCAAUAGUAUAUUAGAAGGAGGUAGUACAAUCGCUUGAAAAAAUCACUAAAGAAGAUUUUAAAACAUUAUUCUAAAUUAUUUUUGAUUUAAAAGAUAUUUCUACAGAGGAAAUUAAAAAAAUUUCUGAACUUGGAAUGUUAUUCGAUUAAGAGAACAACAAAUAGGAAUACUAGCCUUCGAAAUUAAAAUAAGAUUUUGGUAUUAUUAUGGCAAAUAUAAUUCAAAUUGAAAAAAUUGAAGUUGAUUAAAAAACAUUACUUUAGAGGAGUAUAAAAAUGGAACAGAGAAAAAAAGAAAAGGCUUAUGCAAAAAAACUUUAAGAUUUGUCAGAACAUAAACAACAAAUACUCAAAUUUAGUAAAUUGAUUUAUCAUUAAUAACCAUAGAGAAAAUUAUUACUGUAUGAUGGAACGAUGUAUUUAUAUUUUAUUAGUAAUUUAUAGAAUAACUGCAAACAUUUGGUACUCUAAAAAAGAUUAAUAUUGCGUCCCUAUAUCACUUUAGAUUGACACAAAUGUGAAUUAUUUUAGCUUUCGUAUUGAGUAUUUGAAUGAUGAGGAUGUAUUAAGAUAAGAUCAGGUAUUAACCUACAGAGGACCUGUGAAUGAUAAUUUUGAUCCAAAUGUCAAAAAGACAUAAUAUGAUUUGGGAAUCAAAGGAGAAUUAAGUUUACAAUAGAAUAGUUACAGAGGAUGUUUUAGUGAUGGAUUAUUCGAUGGUAUUGGGAGUAUAUACUUUGGAAAUAAAUUAUAUUUUGACGGAGAAUUUAAGGUAGGCAUAAAAAAUGGAUUAGGAAGAGAAUUAUAAACUAAUGAUGGAGAUUAUUUGGAAGGGAAUUAUGAGAAUGGUAAGAAAAUUGGAUUAUUUUAACAUAUACAGUUACAUGAAGGGAAAAGGUUUUUAAAUCCAUCCAAGCCACACAUAUGCUUUUAGAAUGGAAAAGAGGUCAAAUAUUUGAACCAAGAAUUUUAACUGUAGAAAAAGAGGUCAAAUUUAAAUCCAAACCGCUAUCUCUUAAAUUUUAGAGAUUGUGGAAUAAAUAAUUAUUAACUUUAAUCUUUGUAAACAGGAAGAUGGCUUAAUUCGAGUAUCAUAGAUCUUGUGAUUUCUCAAAUUUAAACUCUUAGGCAGUUAAUCUCUAACAGUUAUAUAAACGAUUAAACCACUGUCUUUAUCAAUUGCAGCUAAUCUUAAGACAUUUUUGGUAGUCUAAUAACAAAGAACGAAGAGAUAUAAACUGAGUAAAAUUAUAUAUAUAUAUUAAUAUUAGAGUGUUUAAGGAAAUAAUUGAUAAUAGUAAGAAGAAACAGCCUUCAAGAUUUGUUUUUUACUUAAAUUUAGAUCGAAGUCAUUUUUUAUCUGUGGUUUAUGAAAAUUAACAUUUGUAUUUGAUAGAUUCAAUGAAAGAUAAAAGGGCAGAUUUAUUUUAUUAAAUGGUUAAAUUGUUGAGUCACUUUAAUUUUACUGUUUAUGGAUUUUGGUAAGAUCUUGAAGUAAGUUAAUAAUAUAAUUCAUAUGAUUGCGGGAUGUUUACGAUUUAUUACGUAUCCUAAAUAAUAAAGAAUAUAGACUUAAGUAUUCCGUAAAUGAUUGAAAAACAAUGCUUUAAUGUUUAAUAAUCAAGAAUUGAUUAUGCAAGAUAUCUACUUGCUAACAGAUUCUUCCAAUUAGGAAUUGAGCUCUUGGAUUUGUGA
Messenger RNA from Paramecium octaurelia, 2100 nucleotides. Lineage: Eukaryota; Ciliophora; Oligohymenophorea; Peniculida; Parameciidae. The record is from the annotation of a GenBank genome assembly.